Molecule: messenger RNA, 2647 nt
Organism: Carassius carassius (crucian carp)
Lineage: Eukaryota; Metazoa; Chordata; Actinopteri; Cypriniformes; Cyprinidae
Product: ralA-binding protein 1-like
Exons: 10
Coding region: 175-2160 (661 amino acids)
Biological process (GO): small GTPase-mediated signal transduction; positive regulation of GTPase activity; endocytosis
Cellular component (GO): membrane
Molecular function (GO): small GTPase binding; GTPase activator activity
Source: RefSeq, a predicted model, not a curated record
AUGGUGGCUCCAUCUGCGCAUGCGCGCGUGUCAGACGGGACGUAAACAAGCUACAGGAAGUGCAGCUGUUACAUUGAUCAUAGAGGGUGAUAUGGAGAGGUGACGUGUCAUCAGAGCCAACAUCCAAUCCCAGGACAUCGAGCUGCGAGGAGCCAAUAGCAGCGCAGCGCAGAGAUGACAGAGUGCUUCCUCCCACCCAGUAGCAGCCCUGUGGAGCAGAGGAGGGCGGAGCAUCCAGGGGGCGUGGCUCGUACCCCGAGCUCUGAAGAGAUCAGCCCCACUAAGUUCCCAGGUCUGUACCGCACGGGCGACCCCUCACCCCCUCACGACGGACACCACCAUGAGCCGCCCGAUGUGGCAUCGGAUGAUGAAAAGGAGCACAACAAGAAGAAGAACAAGUUUAAGAAGAAGGAGAAACGCACCGAGGGAUACGCUGCGUUCCAGGAGGACAGUUCUGCAGAUGAGGCCGAGAGCCCGUCUAAGAUGAAGCGCUCCAAGGGUAUCCACGUCUUCAAGAAGCCCAGUUUCUCCAAGAAGAAAGAAAAAGAAUUCAAAGUGAAGGAGAAGGGGCCUAAAGAAGAGAAGGCUAAAGACAAGAAGUCCAAAGACCUGACGGCAGCGGACGUGGUGAAACAGUGGAAAGAGAAGAAGAAGAAGAAAAAGCCCAGUGCCGAGCCCGAACCCGUUGUCGCAGAGACAGUUGUGACAUUCCGGCCGAUCUUCGGAGCGCCUUUAGCGGAAGCGGUGAGGAGAACGGCGCUGUAUGAUGGGAUACAGCUCCCGGCCGUCUUCAGAGAGUGUGUGGACUACAUCGAGAGCUACGGCAUGAAAUGUGAAGGCAUCUAUCGUGUCUCUGGUAUGAAGUCAAAGGUUGACGAGCUGAAAGCAGCGUACGACCGUGAGGAGUGUCCGUGUCUGGAGGAGUAUGAUCCUCACACAGUGGCCAGUCUGUUGAAGCAGUUCCUGCGAGAGCUGCCUGAUAACCUGGUGGGUAAAGAGCUGGUGCAGCGUUUCGAGGAGGCCUGCGGGCGGCCCAGCGAGGCAGAGAAACUGCAGGAGUUUCAGAGGCUCCUGGGGGAGGUUCCCGCGGGGAGCAGACUCCUCCUGGCCUGGCUCAUCACUCACAUGGACCACGUCAUCGCCCGCGAGACUGACACCAAGAUGAACAUCCAGAACAUCUCUAUUGUGCUCAAUCCCACCGUACAGAUCGGGAAUCGUGUGCUGUACGUGUUUUUCACUCACGUCCGUGAGCUGUUCGGUGAUGUGGUUCUGAAGCCGGUCGUCCAUCCCCUGCGUUGGUCCAAUAUGGCCACCAUGCCAACCCUACCUGAGACCCAGGAGAGCAUUAAAGAAGAGAUCCGCAGACAGGAGUUCCUCUUGAACCGUCUGCACCGAGAUCUGCAGGCCGGUGUGAAGGAUCUGUCCAAGGAGGAGAGACUCUGGGAGGUGCAGCGGAUCGUCACCGCACUCAAACGCAAGCUCCGCGAGGCCAAGAGACAGGAGUGUGAGACUAAAAUCGCGCAGGAGAUCGCCAGCCUGUCUAAAGAGGACGUUUCAAAGGAGGAGAUGUCUGAAAACGAGGAGGAAGUCAUUAAUCUUCUCCUGGCACAGGAGAAUGAGAUCCUAACAGAGCAGGAGGAGCUGAUAUCACUGGAGCAGGUGCUGCGUCGCCAAAUUGCCACAGAGAAAGAAGAAAUUGAGCGACUGCGUGCGGAGAUCGCAGAUAUACAGAGCCGUCAGCAGGGCCGCAGUGAAACAGAGGAGUAUUCAUCAGACAGCGAGAGCGAGAGUGAAGAUGAAGAGGAACUGCAGAUAAUUCUAGAAGACCUGCAGAAACAGAACGAAGAGCUAGAGAAUAAAAACACUCAUCUGAAUCAGGCCAUUCACGAGGAACAGGAGGCCAUAUUGGAACUGCGUGUUCAGCUCCGCCUCCUUCAGACUCACAAGCUACAGCAGGAGCUCACAUCCCCGCCCACUUCAGAACAGGCCCCGCCCUCCCAGCCCAGCCCAGAGGAGCGAUCUAGAGCGGACGAGCCAAUCAAACGUGCCGCAGCAGUCGCCAUAGAACCCACUGCUGCUGCCUCCCCAGCCAAUGGGAAGCCUGGAAAAGAUGCCAUGAAGCCAUCGCCCAGCAAAGACAAGAGGGAGGCCAACCAGUAAACCAUCUGACCAUCACUACACCUGUGCUUGUGUUAGCUCAUCACAUAACUGUGACAUCUUGGGUCAAGGGUCAGCAAGGUGAAGUGAGACGGUCGUUACACUGGGAGAAAACUGGACAGCAGAGGACGAAGGCGAGAUGUGAUAUGUAGGUCAAUAGGUCUAAAGAGAGGCGAGUAGGGGAAACAUUUCUGAUUGGUCAUCGUCACAAUGGAGUGAAAUUGGAUUCUUUUGAUAUGUUUAAGCUUGUAUUUGAAAUUGCAGCAGCACAAUCAGAUCUUUGUGAGUGCUCAGAUUUGAUCUGCCCUUUGACCCCUGUCUAAAAAGAUAGGCUACUUCUCUUUUUUCUAAAUAGUUAACAGUAUUAGGGGUUUGUGUUUAAAAAUCCCAAGUUCGUUAAAAAGUCCAGGUUGAUUUUUACUCCAAAAUCAAGAGAAAAAAAUUGGUAUUAUAUUAUAUUAUAUUAUAUUAUAUUAUAUUAUAUUAUAUU